AUGGAACUUACAAUGGAGAAUAUCGGGAACCUCCACGGUGUCUCGCACGGACACCAAACGGAGGACCUGAUGAACUCUCCCCACGGCCGCCAGUCGUCACAUAGGAUGGUAUCGCACGGCCGCUCGAUGGUCUCCAGCAUGGCUUCUAUUUUGGAAGGGGCUGGAGACUAUCGCACCGACCACACAUUGUCUGGUCCUUUACACCCGGCCAUGACCAUGUCCUGUGACUCCGGGAUGAGCCUGAGCAGCACCUAUACCACGCUAACGCCGCUGCAGCACCUGCCGCCCAUCUCAACAGUCUCCGAGAAAUUUCACCACCAUCCCCACCCACACGCCCACCACCACCCGGCCCAUCAGCGUCUGGCCGCCGGUAACGUUAGCGGCAGCUUUACCCUGAUGCGGGACGACCGUAGCUUAGCAUCUAUGAGCAAUCUUUACAGUCACUACCCCAAAGACAUGUCCGGCAUGGGACAGCCGUUAUCUCCGUUGUCCAACGGGCUCGGCUCUUUGCACAACUCCCAGCAGACUCUCUCGGCCUACGGUCCCGGGACCCAUCUCUCCAACGACAAGAUGCUGCCCACGGGGGGCUUCGAGAGCCACGCAGCGAUGCUGUCGCGGAGCGAGGACCACCUUGCUCGGGGUUUAGGGGGGCAUGGUGCAGGCAUCAUGACCUCUCUCAACGGGAUUCACCACCACAGCCACCCUCACUCUCAGGCCAACGGCUCCAUGCUGUCCGACCGGGACAGGCAGUCUGGCGGGGGCGGGCAGGGAGGGGGUCCGGGCCAGGUGGAAGAGAUCAACACCAAAGAGGUGGCACAGCGCAUUACGGCAGAGCUGAAGAGGUACAGCAUCCCACAGGCCAUAUUCGCCCAGAGAAUCUUGUGUAGGUCGCAGGGAACGCUUUCGGACCUGCUCCGGAACCCCAAGCCAUGGAGUAAACUCAAGUCCGGGCGGGAAACAUUUCGGAGGAUGUGGAAAUGGUUGCAAGAACCCGAGUUCCAGCGGAUGUCAGCACUCAGGCUAGCAGCCUGCAAGCGGAAGGAGCAGGAGCAGCAGAAGGACCGCAACAUGGCGCCCAAGAAGCAGCGGCUGGUCUUCACCGACCUGCAGCGCCGCACGCUCAUCGCCAUCUUCAAGGAGAACAAGCGGCCCUCCAAGGAGAUGCAGAUCACCAUCGCCCAGCAGCUGGGCCUGGAGGUCAGCACCGUCAGCAACUUCUUCAUGAACGCCCGGCGCCGCUGCAUGGACCGCUGGCACGACGAGCACCACAGCGGCAGCCCCGGGCAGCCGGGCACCUCCGCCACCACCUUCUCCAAGGCCUGA
Engraulis encrasicolus (European anchovy) is the source of this 1323-nucleotide messenger RNA. It is a transcript of the gene onecut3a, whose product is annotated as one cut homeobox 3a. NCBI's taxonomy places the organism in Eukaryota, Metazoa, Chordata, Actinopteri, Clupeiformes, Engraulidae. The transcript has 2 exons. Gene Ontology annotation, biological process: regulation of transcription by RNA polymerase II. The record is from RefSeq and is a predicted model, not a curated record. Gene Ontology annotation, molecular function: RNA polymerase II cis-regulatory region sequence-specific DNA binding; DNA-binding transcription factor activity, RNA polymerase II-specific. Gene Ontology annotation, cellular component: nucleus. Bases 1 to 1323 code for a protein of 440 amino acids.